This is a messenger RNA of Closterium sp. NIES-65, 2675 nucleotides long. The record is from the annotation of a GenBank genome assembly. NCBI's taxonomy places the organism in Eukaryota, Viridiplantae, Streptophyta, Zygnematophyceae, Desmidiales, Closteriaceae.
AUGGACGACAAUGGCGAGGAUUGCGUGUACUUCGGGCGCGCGUUGGAGCGCGCGGAGGGCGCGGGGGGCCGCAAGCUGCACCUGGCGGUGGCGGAGGGGCGCGCGAAGCAGGCGGUGCCGCCGUGGCAGCAGGAGGCGCGCGACGAUGAGGGCAGGCGGCGGUUUCACGGCGCGUUCACGGGGGGCUUUUCCGCGGGGUACUUCAACAGCGUGGGGUCCAAGGAAGUAGGCGCCGAUGCGGCUGUUCCCUCGUCUGCUGUUCCCUCGCCUGCUGUCCCCCUUGCUGCCGCUGUCCUGCUCGUCUCGCUGCUUCCUCAGUGGUCCGCUCGUCGGCACGAGGGGCGAGGUGACGCAACGCCCGAGGGGGCGACGGCAGCAUCACUCAUCCCACUGCUCUCCCCUUCCACCCCCAAACCCCCUCUCUUCAUCCCAACCCCCCGCGUUUAUCUGCCCCCCAACCCCCCGCGUUUAUCUGCCCGCCAACCCCCCGCGUUUAUCUGCCCGCCAACCCCCCGCGUUUAUCUGCCCGCCCCCCCCCCCCCCGCGUUUAUCUGCCCGCCAACCCCCCGCGUUUAUCUGCCCGCCAACCCCCCACGUUUAUCUGCCCGCCAACCCCCCGCGUUUAUCUGCCCGCCAACCCCCCGCGUUUAUCUGCCCGCCAACCCCUCACCAUCCAACCCAGGGUGGCAGCCUGCAUCGUUCCGCUCGUCGCGCUCGCAGCGCGCGGAGGUGCAGCCGCAGCGCGUGGAGGCGCUCAUGGACGCCGACGAGCGCCACGACGCGCAGCGCAGCGCCGCGGCGGCUCACAGCGCGUUCGACACGUUCGGCUUCACCGCUGCUGAGCGCGCCCGCCACCUCGCCCCCGCCGCGGACCGGCGCCCCUCCGUGAUUCCCGGGGGGGCCGUGGCAGAGCUGCUGGCGCCCGCUGCUGACUCCAUCGGCAAGGCGCUGCUGCGCAGGAUGGGGUGGAGAGAGGGCAGGGGGCUGGGGCCGGACGAGGUGGCAGCUUCCAGGAAGGUGCAGCGCGAGGGCAGGCGGGCAAUGCUGGCGCUGGCAGCGGGAGGAAGAGGGUGCGGGGCGGGGGGAGGAGACGAGGAGGGGGAGGCAGAGGGGGAGGAGGACGGUGAGGAAGGGGACGCAUGGGGGGGUCGAGGGGAGAUUGUGGGGAAGGGCAGGGGGGCAAGGGGCGGCAAGGACGGGGGGCCGUUGGCGGCAGCAGCGACAGCAGAGGCGGCGGUGGCGGCGCAGCUGAGGGCGCCCAAGCGGGACACCCGGGGUGUGGGCUUCGAUGCUUUCCAGGGCGCUGAGGAUGUGCGAGAGCACAGGCAAAGGACGGCAGGGGGGGCGAGGGAGGGAGGGGAGAGGGGGGGAGAGAGGGGUCUGGGUGGAGGUGCAUGCAGGGGGGGAGAGAGGGGCCUGGGUGGGCGGCGCAGGGCGGGUGGUGGCAGGCAGUCACUGUUUGCGGCGGGCAGUGGGCGGGUGGCGGGGGGGUUUGGCAUCGGGGCUCUGGAGGAGGCUGGGGCUGAGGAUGAGGAUAUCUACGACUCCGCACUCCUUCUUGCUUUCCUCCUUCACUCUGCCCUGUUCUUCAUGCGCACUGCGCUCACCCCCUUGCCCUCUCCCCCCGUACGCCCUCCCUCCCCGUGCGCCCUCCCCCCCCGUGCGCCCUCUCCCCCCGUGCGCCCUCUCCCCCCGUGCGCCCUCUCCCCCCGUGCGCCCUCUCCCCCUGUGCGCCCUCCAGAGAUACCGGCGGGCGAGCUGCACGAGGUGGCGAGCCACGAGGGCGAGGAGGGGGAGGGGCGAGGCGUGCAUGCUGGCGGGGGUUUCAUGGCCGCAGGCAGGCGCGGGCAGCAGGGGGGGCAGCAGGGGGCGCAGGGAGGGGCGCAGCAGGGCAUGGCGUGGAUGGGAGGGGUGGGGCGUGGGAGCGGCGCCGCUGUGCUGCGGGGCUUCUGUGAGGGGCGCCGCCCGUGUGCGCGGGAGGAAGGGGGAGGAGAGGGCAGUGCGCGGCUGGCGUUCCUGGUGGGCGGGGAGGGCAGUGCGUACUACCGGCGGCGCGUGUGGGAGCUGGCGGAGAGGCAGAGGGCCGCCCAGGGCAGGGCAGCAGCGGGCAAGGCGGUGGGGAGCAGUGGGGGGGAGCACCUAGGGCCUGAUGCGCGGGGCGCGCUGCUGGGCGAGCGGCCGCUGCCUUCCUCCCAGCCUGCCCCUGCUCCACGUCUAUCAGCGCACCCCACACCCACCUCAACCGCCUCUCCUGCUGCUGCAGCUUCUGCCUUUACUUCUGCCGCAUCUCCUGCUGCUCCCCCCGCCCCCACUGUGCCGGCCUUCCAGCAGCACGGGGCGGCGGCUGAGCUGGCAGCAAUGAUGGCGGCACGCUUCCACAGCAGUGGGCACGAGGACCGGGCGGGCAAGGGCGGCAUGAGCACGGAGAAGGCGGCGCUGCCUGCUGCACCCGGGGCAGACACAGCGCUGGCAGGGGCGGCAGCAGUGGUGGUGGCUCGGCGGAGGGAGGAGGCAUGGAGGCCGCUGCCUCUGCUGUGCAAGCGCUUCAACCUGCCCGACCCGUAUGCGGGCAAGGCCCCUCCCCCCCAUCUCCACCGCCCCUCUCAGCUCGACACCCUCACCUCCUUCCCCCAAACCCUCCCCUCCACCACGCCCGCCCCCACUGCUGCCCCCUC